CUGGCAACGCUGCGCAGCCAUAUGAUUGUUUUGCUAAUAAAAUGUCGGAAACCGCAGAGAAUUGCCAUUUCUGUAAAGUGGCGCCAUUCAAAUACACGUGCCCCAAAUGCAAUGCGAUUUAUUGCAGCGUCGCCUGCUACAAAUCAAAGGAGCAUUUGAAAUGCUCCGAGCAAUUCUUCAAAUCCUGCAUUCAGGACGAAUUGGCCAGUGCAACAAAGACGACGCUCGAAAGUCAGCAGGAUAUGCGUAAAAUCUAUGACAUACUCAAGCGUAUGCGUGAAACUGAGGCCGGCUUUAAGCCCGAGGAUUUCGAUGCUGAUGGAUUGGAUAAUCCUUUGGAUUCCGAUGACGACGCGCUAGAAGAAAGUGGUCAGGAGGAGGGUGAGGAGGGUGAUGCUGAUCAGCAAUCCUUUACAGAGGAACCGGCGGAAGUCGUGGAUAUUGCAGCACGCCUCAAGGGGAUUGAUAUAAAUGAUGCGGAUGAAGUCUGGAACAGAUUAACACCAGAAGAGCAACAGGAAUUUCAGCAAUUAAUUACCAGCGGCAACAUUAUGCAACUGAUGCCAGACUACAAGCCCUGGUGGACGCGCAAAAGCUCAAAAAUUGUUGUGCUAAGCGAGGCUAAGAAGGAUGAUAUGCCAGAAAUACACAAAAACAUCCCCCAAUUUAAGGAUCUGUGCAAAAGGACACCGUCGUCCUGCGUACACUACAAUCUGUGGAACAUGUUGAGCGCCUACGCAUGUGUGGCACGCUACUUCAACGGCGAACAGCGCACGAAUCCCAGCGAGGCAGUUGCUCAACUUGUCAAUUUGAGUGCAACACUGAAGUACAACACAAAUUACGAGGAUGCUGAGGAUGCAGUCAUCUCCGUGGAAAUGGAGGCAUGCACCACGCAUGGAAAUACCCCCAACAAUUUGUUUGUGGAGAGUCGCGAGCUGUUGCUGGAGGAUGUGCGUCAAUUGAUGGCCAGCAGGCAACAUAAAUUGGCCGCUUUAAGCGAUAUUCUUCACCUUUUGCAGCUGUCCAAGAAGCAAACGCAUCUCGAGGAGGCGAAAUUUCAAAAAUUAUUCGCUUUGCGUCUUGGCAGCGUGGAAUUAAAUCGCCACAAAUUGGGUAAACUAAUCAAGAAAUUGGAAUUUAUGCUCGCCUAUGUGGCAAGGGAGGAGUAAGAAAUCCUUUGAAUUUGUUGUCAAAUAAAAUUAGUUUAAUUUA
Drosophila grimshawi is the source of this 1212-nucleotide messenger RNA. RefSeq names its product zinc finger HIT domain-containing protein 2. Bases 42 to 1169 code for a protein of 375 amino acids. Lineage: Eukaryota; Metazoa; Arthropoda; Insecta; Diptera; Drosophilidae. The record is from RefSeq and is a predicted model, not a curated record. The transcript is spliced from 2 exons.